UCACACAUGCGGCAACACACUCCGCCGCGAGCCUCAGAAAGAAAAGCCAUGGAGCCUACCGAGAGCCCUUACGAGUACUACGACUACGAGGAGACGGAGAACUCCACCAUGUGCGACUACUCCGAGUGGACGCCGUCCUACUCGGUGAUCCCGGUGCUCUAUAUGCUCAUCUUCAUCCUGGGCCUGUCCGGCAACGGCGUGGUCAUCUUCACCGUGUGGCGGGCGCAGGGGAAGCGGCGGGCGGCCGACGUCUACAUCGGCAACCUGGCCCUGGCCGACCUGACCUUCGUGGUCACGCUGCCCCUGUGGGCGGUGUACACGGCCAUGGGCUACCACUGGCCCUUCGGGGUGGCGCUGUGCAAGAUCAGCAGCUACGUGGUGCUCCUCAACAUGUACGCCAGCGUCUUCCUCCUCACCUGCAUGAGCUUCGACCGCUACCUGGCCAUCGUGCACUCGCUCUCCAGCUCGCAGCUGCGCACCCGAGGCCACAUGCGCGCCUCCCUCGCAGCCAUCUGGACGCUGUCGGGCCUCCUGGCCGCGCCCACCCUCCUCUUCCGCACCACCCGGCACGACCCGGGCAGCAACCGCACGUCCUGCGCCAUGGACUUCGGCCUGGUGGUGACCAACAAGCGUCAGGAGAACUUGUGGAUCGCCGGGCUGAGCAUUUCGUCGUCCGCCCUUGGGUUCCUGCUCCCCUUCCUGGCCAUGAUGGUGUGCUACGGGUUCAUCGGCUGUACCGUGACGCGCCACUUCAACACCCUGCGCAAGGAGGACCAGCGCAAGCGCCGGCUCCUGAAGAUCAUCACCACGCUGGUGGUGGUCUUCGCCGCCUGCUGGAUCCCCUUCCACGUGGUGAAAAGCGCUGACGCCCUCUCCUACCUGGACCUGUUCCCGGCCACCUGCGCUUUCCUGCGCUUCCUGCUGCUGGCCCACCCGUACGCCACCUGCCUGGCGUACAUCAACAGCUGCCUCAACCCCUUACUCUACGCCUUCUUCGACCUGCGUUUCAGGUCGCAGUGCCUGUGCCUGCUCCACCUCAAGAAGUCCCUGCACGCCAGCCCCGCCAGCUCCUUGUCAUCCCAGAAGACGGAGGCCCAGUCUCUGGCCACCAAGGUCUAGCACGCCUGGAGGACUCAAAUCAUAUCUCGGUGCUCAUUUACUAGUUCUUGACUCCAUGGACUACAGACUUUUGGAGCACUUUGAAGUAGACUGUGUGGAAUGUAUCUCCAAAAAGGCCCAGGUUCUCUCUUUAUUUCUUAUUUUUGGUGGACCUCGACUCAAAUUUGCAACUGAAGAAUGAAAUGUUCUCAUUUUUUCAGAGGUGGCAUGUACUCGCACUCUGUACUACUACUGUAUUACUACAGAUACUUGUGUUAAAAAAAGACUGGUAAAAAUCAAAGUACUGAUUCAAAUCCUGUACUUAAGUUAAAGUGAAAAAGCACAGACUGAAAUAUACAAACGUAAAAGUGAAUCUUUACUGCCGUUCUCACACAAAAUAGUUUCCCUCUUUCACAACCUUACAUCACAUCACAUCACAUGUCGCAUGGUGUUGUUGUUUUGUUUUGUUUUUUAAACCAAGAGCUAGCUAGAAUUGACUCUUCAAAACAACCUGUUCCGAUUGCCCUGCUAAUGUUGUGAACAGACUAACAAAAAAUGCUGAAUUAGCGAACAAUAACAACAGAAAAAAUACACCUUACUCGUAUGUUUUUUUCAGAUUAGACAAAGAAUGUUAUGUUUCUAGGCUAGCACAAGAGAACACAUUUGCCACGAAUCAUUCUUGUAGCUGACAACAUCAAACAGUUCUCUUCAAUCAGGCCAUGAAUGGGGAAUAUCUUGCUUCUCUGAAUCUGUUGCCAUUGUCGUUUAUGCUCCCCGGUUCUUCCGUGUUGCUGCUGUCCUUGUUUUUUUCCCCGUCCACACGAUCUCAAUCAAUCAAGAUCUCAACUACAGUUGAUUUUACCUCUCUCUAUUCACAUCUUUUUUACACCGUGCCAUCAUCCGGAGGUCGAAAAAAGCCUAUUUUGACAAAGUAAGGUCUACAGAUGUAGGGAAUCCUCAGAAAAGAAGAUACUUGAAGUACAGUAACCAAGUGUUUGUACUUUGCCUCCCACCACUGCAUUUGGUGUGACAACCUGGCAAGACGUCAGCCUGCAGUGUGUUACUACAGUCGUGUGCGUGAGUGUGUGUCAGUAUGAGGUGGCGGGCUCUGAUAAGCGUGAUAAAAAGAGACGGGGGUCUCGGGAUGCAAGGAGGGGGUCUAGACAGGCGGACAGAUGGCAGCUGACAAAUGUUUUCAGACUGCCAGGACUGAGAGCCCAAUUAAAAGGUGACUACUUUGACGGGCUAUCU
This is a messenger RNA of Phycodurus eques (leafy seadragon), 2349 nucleotides long. RefSeq names its product apelin receptor b (gene aplnrb). Gene Ontology annotation, biological process: immune response; G protein-coupled receptor signaling pathway. The coding region runs from base 7 to 1119 and encodes 370 amino acids. Gene Ontology annotation, cellular component: membrane. The transcript has a single exon. Lineage: Eukaryota; Metazoa; Chordata; Actinopteri; Syngnathiformes; Syngnathidae. Gene Ontology annotation, molecular function: G protein-coupled receptor activity. The record is from RefSeq and is a predicted model, not a curated record.